Molecule: messenger RNA, 392 nt
Organism: Rhizophagus irregularis DAOM 181602=DAOM 197198
Lineage: Eukaryota; Fungi; Glomeromycota; Glomeromycetes; Glomerales; Glomeraceae
Source: RefSeq, a predicted model, not a curated record
CCGCGGUUUUAUCCGAUUUUAUCCGUUUAAAAGUAUUUCGGGAACUAAUGAUCAGAACUCUAUGGUUUCGAAAUAUUUCAGAAUAUUAUUUCAUGUCAAAGGAUAUUUUGAGAAGACAUUGUUUUCAAAUAUUAAAAGGUUAUUAUCCGCCUAUCCGUCAUGAUAAACCGGACAUAGUAUCCACUAUCCGCGAAUAUGAGUUGAGUAAAUACAUUGUCUUUAUUUAUUUUUGAUAUAAAUUAAAUAUUUUCAGGUAGGUAAAGUAGGAAUUAUUUCCAUAGUUGCUAUUAUGCAGCUAAUAUAUAUAAAGUUUACUUAUUUAUUAUUUCCAUAAUAUUACGUGGUUGAUUCUAUGAAAUUUAUAUAAUUAACUUACAUUUUCUAAAUCUUUG